This is a messenger RNA of Solea solea (common sole), 2140 nucleotides long. It is a transcript of the gene spartb, whose product is annotated as spartin b. Gene Ontology annotation, biological process: cell division; negative regulation of BMP signaling pathway. Lineage: Eukaryota; Metazoa; Chordata; Actinopteri; Pleuronectiformes; Soleidae. The coding region runs from base 262 to 2136 and encodes 624 amino acids. The transcript has 8 exons. Gene Ontology annotation, cellular component: plasma membrane. The record is from RefSeq and is a predicted model, not a curated record.
UAAGACUAACGCGUGACAGUGAUGCAGCGGUUUGAAACCAAGCGUUCCGUGUCACUGUGCUUCUUUUAUGAAAGGUCAACAUUGUUGUUGGGAGAGUGAGUGAAACGUCAUUUUUAAACAUUCCGAGUCUUUUUACUCACAAGACAGCAAGGAGAAGAAGUUUGCUCAUAGACGCUGAGGUAAUACUGACUACAACAGAGCCAACAGGCUAACAACGCCGCUGUUCUCUGGAGUGUUUCGCUCUCUCAGGUACUCAGGGGAAUGGAGAAAGCUAAACAAGAGGCCUUCGACAAUGCCAGACUUCAAGUGAUUACAGAUGGCUUCAAGGAAGCGUUUGCGUGCAUCAACAAAGGACUGUCAGCAGACGAAGCUGGAGAAAAGGCUAUGGCCCUGGAGCUGUACAAGCGAGGGCGCCAGCACCUUGUCAGGGCCAUCAGUGUCCCCUCACAGGGAGAGGAGUGUGUGGGCAGCUCCUGGGAGUCAGCCAGGCAGAUGCAGCAGAAGAUGCAGGAGACACUGAACAACAUCACCACUCGCCUGGCCAUACUAGAGACCAGCUCUGAUCUCGAAUCUGCACCUGUGGUGACCACUACCACUGUGUCUGCACCUACUGCUACAGGAAUGUCUGCAGGAUGUAUUUACCCACAACUCCCCACCAUAGAGAAGCCAGAGAGGCCAUCAGCACCAAACAUCCUCUCUGAUAAUGGUCAGGCAGCAGGAGCUGUUGGAGGUGUUGGCCUUCCUCUUUCACCCAGCAUACAGCCUGCUGAUCCAGGUGAACAGCCUCCAGCCUACUCUCCUCAGGCGGCUAAUGGUCACCUAUCAAUUUCAUAUGGCACCGAUGAAGGGGAGAUGUCACUGGUUGGGGACGAAUUUUACAGUCGCACCUCAAACUCAACACCAUCUCCCCAGAGUAUGGGCGAGGAGGGAGAGGAGCUGCUGUACAUCCCUCAUGGUGUGCAGAUAUUCUUUGUCACACCCGAAGGCCACGUGAGCGCCCCGUCUUACCCUGGUUACCUUCGGCUGGUGAAGUUUACCACUGGUCACUCUGAGAGGACGCCCAACCGACCACCAGCAUUUCUGCAGGUGUGUGAUUGGCUCUACCCCCUCAUGGCCAUGAACUCUCCUGCGCUGCUGUGUAACACUGGCGUGUUUAUGUUCCCGGACAUGAUGGCGCCAUCUCCUGGCUAUUACGUGGGAGUGGUGCUGUCGUCCGAGCUGCCGCCUGCGAACAGAGAAACAUUCCGGGACCUGCUGUCACAGAUGACAGAUCUCAGGGUUCAGGUUCCAGAUGAAGCAGCAGACUCCAUUAAUCUCAGUCAGACGGUGUCCAUCGCUGCACCAGUGGAGAGCGAGGAGACGGGACCAGCAGUGACCAAGGAGACGGGACCAGCCGUGACCAAGGAGACAGAGCCGGCUGCAGCUGCGGAGGACAAAGCUCUGCCUGAGUGGAGUGAAAAGGUGGCACAUGGCAUCCUGACAGGUGCUUCCUGGUUAAGCUGGGGUCUGGUGAAAGGAGCGGAGUACACCGGCAUUGCCAUUCACAAAGGUGCGUCAAAGCUCCGAGAACACAUCACUCCUGAGGACAAACCCACCCACGUCAACCCCACGGUCACCAAAGGACUCCACGUCGCCAAGCAAGCAACAGGGGGAGCUGUCAAAGUCAGCCAGCUCUUAGUGGACGGUGUGUGUGUCGUUGCCGGCUGUGUGGGUCGGGAGUUGGCUCCACAUGUGAAAAAACACGGAGGCAAGCUGAUCCCGGAGUCGAUGAAGAAAGAUAAGGAUGGGCGUUCCAACAUUGAUGGAGCUAUGGUGGUCGCUGCCAGUGGAGUACAAGGAUUGGCAACCAUGUGGACUGGUUUGGAAGUCGCAGCAAAGGACAUUGCCAAGAAUGUAGCGUCGGAGACGGUCACCACUGUAAAACACAAGUACGGCGCAGCCGCUGGACAAGCCACCGACCACGCCGUCAACUCUGCCCUCAACGUCGGCAUUACUGCCUUCAACAUCGACAACCUGGGCAUGAAAGCUGUGGCCAAACGGACGGGGAAGUCCACGGCACUGGCCAUUUUAGAGGACCACAGGCUUCAGGAGAAACCACAGAGCGGGAAGCAGGUGGAGAAACAGCUGAAGAAAUAGCCGC